Molecule: messenger RNA, 885 nt
Organism: Meyerozyma guilliermondii ATCC 6260
Lineage: Eukaryota; Fungi; Ascomycota; Pichiomycetes; Serinales; Debaryomycetaceae
Exons: 1
Coding region: 1-885 (294 amino acids)
Biological process (GO): intracellular protein transport; SNARE complex disassembly
Cellular component (GO): vacuolar membrane; SNARE complex
Molecular function (GO): soluble NSF attachment protein activity; syntaxin binding
Source: RefSeq, a predicted model, not a curated record
AUGAGUGAUCCAAGCAGUCUCAUUCAGCAAGCUGAAAAGCUCACCAAACCCCAGCUGGGGUUCUUUCUGAUGUUUUCCGGGUCGUCUCUGUCAUAUAGACUCGAAGAAGCUACCGAUUUAUACGUUCAAGCUGCUAACCAGUACCGGUUAAAGAAGGAUUUCGAACGGGCCGGCCAACAAUUUGUCAAGGCAGCCGACCUCCAGAAGAGUCUUUCGAACCACAACGACGUGGCAAACCAUUUGAUAGAAGCUUACAAGUGCUACAAGGGUGUAAAUGUCCAGGGGGCCAUCGAAGCGUUGUCGCAAGCAAUUCACAUAUUCUUGACCCAAAAUGGUCAAUUUAGGCGUGCUGCCAACUUCACGUUGGACUUGGGAGAGUUAUACGAGCUGAAUGGCGACGUCCCAAAUGCAAUUAGCAGCUACGAAAAGGCUGGAGACUACUUUGACACCGACCAUGCUGAGGCUCUUUCCAAUAAGGCCUACCUCAAAUGUGCCGACUUGAGUGCUUUGCAAGGGGAUUAUAAGAGAGCAGUGGAGUUGUACGAGAAGAUCAUCAAGAACUCGUUGGGGAACAACUUGACUAAGUGGAACUUGAAGGACUAUUUCUUGAAGACAUUGUUAUGUGUUUUGUGUCAAGACGACUUGAUAGAAGCCCAGAAAAAGUGCGAGAAUUUCUCCACCGAGGAACCUACGUGGUCCACCACCAGAGAAUACAAGUUGAUUCAAGACAUAUUCGAUGCCAUGGACCAGGGGGAUGUCCAGGCGUUCUCUGACAGGGUAUUUGAAUACGACCAGUUUAGCAAGCUCGACAAGCUCAAGACGCAAUUAUUGUUGAAGAUCAAAGGUCUGGUCGAUAAAGAUGACGACGAAAUGGAUUUAUUAUAG